CGAUUUUUCUGCCUUGUCCAUGUUCCCGUUGUUGAGCCAUCGAUCAUCCCCUAUCUCUGAGCGCUUCUUAUUCCCUGAUUGAGCUGGGCUUCUGUCCGACCGGCUGUUCUCUUUUCCAUCAUGUCUGCCGUUUCUUCAUCAGCCAUGAAUUCUCAGGGUCAGAGCGCUCGUCAGUCAACGCGACAGACGAGAACGAACCCAUCCCGCACUUCCAAGACGCUGGGACGCUCCUCUUUUGCUUAUGGUCAUUCGUCGAUGACAGACACCCCUUCUGCGACCCCUGUCGCCCAUGGCUUCUAUCCCGCUCUCACUCAUUUCACGGACGCUAUCACGGCCCUCCCUCGGGAAUUUCGCCGGCACAAUUCGCUACUGAAAGAAGUCGAUGCAAAGGCCUGGGCUCUUGAGGAUAAUCUGCUUCAACUGCUGAAGGCUUCUUCGGAAUCACAGCCUGUGCCAUACUCCUCCAACCCGAACCCCAUUGUCUCUGGGACUGUCCGGGAAGAUUAUAUACCCUCGGGACUCUCGCACAACCCCGAAUCCCAGGAAAGCAAAAACCGCCGUGCCCUGUUCGAUCGUGUGCGACAUACACUCUCGGACCUGAUGAUGACUGCGGACGAGAAGAACCACGUUAUUUCGAAUGCGAACGAUGAACUAGACCGGCAGCUCACACGUCUGGAUACUAUCUUUCCGUUCAUCGCAGGGGAAAUUAGCGAUGAGGCUCGUCUAGGGAGUCUCUCUCAUUGGGCUUAUUCGAAUAGAAAUGUCGCCAAGACGACUACUAAUGAGCGACCUCGCCGGGAGGCCGCAGCCAGUAAGGAAUUGGUUCAUGCGAUCCAUGAGGUAGAGGCUGCUUCUCGGAGCGAAGCUAGGCGCGAAGCUGUCAUGGCACGCAGGCAGCGUCGCGCGCAUGCUGAUUCGGAUCUGGACGAUGUGCGUGCUCGAAAGGGACAAUCUAGCAAGGCUCGCGGAGGUGCAGGUGCUGGCGAUCAGUCGGGCGCACAUGGCCAGGGAACCACUGGGACGGGCCAGGCCAAACGGCGCAAGGUCGAGCGACCGCCGGCGGUGGAGGGUGGUGCUGCAAUGGAGCGCACUGCUAGCAACGCUAGUACUUCGAGACAAGCUGCAUCAAAGGAUGCCGCUGAUGCUACGAAGAAGAGAGCCCGGGCACCGAAUGCGAAUGCGGCUGCGCGAAAGAGGAACAAUACCAAUGUUUCUGCGGUUGAUUCGCCUGUCUUGGCCCCGUCCCCUGUAGUCGCUGCAGCGGCCAUUCCACGGAGUGCCGCCAGCCCUGGGCCUGGUGCAGUGCGGCCGCAGUCUUCUCGCACCCAGCAGAACUCGGGGCAAGCAAACAAUGGCCGUCAGAGGCCAUCAUCUUCGGCAUCGAACCGUGUAACUAGCAAUAGUAAAAUCACAGAAACAAAGGUUACCGUCAAAGAAACCGCAUCCAAAACUGAGGCUACACCUACGUCUAAUCCGGAUACACAACGGGAACUGGAAGAGGCGACGGUGGAUGUAUCGAAGGUGCCACCUCCAGUGAGCACCAAGCGCGAGGAUACCGACGGGAAACCUGCACAAUCCAUUGAGCCAGGAGAAACACCGGUGCCUUCUGUGUCGAACCCACCACCAAAGGGCCGAUCAUCCAAGACGUCAACACCCACUCUGGCCACCUUCUCCGAGCCAGCUCAGCGCGUGCGACCGACUCGCAGUACAGAUCCGGCGCCAGCCAAACGGUCUCAUAAAAAGAACAACAGCAUCCCGGUGGUGCAACCGCGGGCGGUGUCCGAAGAGGAAGAAUCUCUCCACGAGGGUGAUGAUGAGGACGAGGACGGCGAGCCCAGAUACUGCUACUGUAACGAAAUCAGUUUCGGCGAGAUGGUUGCGUGCGACAAUGACGCCUGUCCUCGCGAAUGGUUCCACUUGUCAUGUGUCGGCUUGACGAAACCUCCUGGAAAGAAUGUCAAAUGGUAUUGCAAUGAGUGCAAGGAGAGUAUGCGACGGAGUCGAAGUGGGCGAUGAUUGGAAUGAGCAACAUAGAUCAAAAUCUACUAGUCGCUGGUUGGCAUAUGUAUAUAAUAUAGACAAUGAGGUGUUUCGGUCUGUUCUCUCAUGACUUGCUACCUAAAAUAUUAGAAUCGAU
Aspergillus ibericus CBS 121593 is the source of this 2137-nucleotide messenger RNA. RefSeq names its product putative PHD finger domain protein (Ing1). Lineage: Eukaryota; Fungi; Ascomycota; Eurotiomycetes; Eurotiales; Aspergillaceae. The transcript has 5 exons. Gene Ontology annotation, biological process: regulation of DNA-templated transcription. Gene Ontology annotation, cellular component: Rpd3L complex; Rpd3L-Expanded complex; nucleus. The record is from RefSeq and is a predicted model, not a curated record. Bases 121 to 2016 code for a protein of 631 amino acids.